UUUCCCCAUCAGACAACGGCUCUGUGCAACAGGACACACGACUGUGUGAAAAAAUCAUUUCAUAUUCGGAUGGGAGAGACUCACAGCAGGUGAGGAAAAGAGGAUCGUACGGGCUAGAAGAAGGGGAUUGGAACAUAUUGUGUUCUGCAAUAACAGCAGGAGAUACUGCUGCUGGAAACUAAAGGAUAAUAACUAAGCGAGGAGGAGAAGGAGGAGGACACAGAGCAAAGGAUACUUCAUUUUAUUGGACUGGUUUGUUCUCUUGGAUUUCUCACUUCCCUCCUCCUGGGCUGACAGUAAAGGGGGAGGCAGAGUGGCAACCACUGCAGGGAUGAAGUACAACUACCAUGUACCAGUGUCGACGUACACUCGUAGUUCACAGUACACGCCAACAUACCACACACCCACCUAUUACACCCCCUCACAUUACACACCAACGCACUCCACAUCCACGUACGCCUCCACGACAAAGUACACCCCGACACAGUACAGCACAACACAUUACACCCCAUCACAUUACACGUCCGCUUACAAGUCUGCGUCGACGUACGUCCCUUCAUACAGCAAAGGCUCACGGUACAGUUCAACAGAGCGCACACAAGCGCAGGAAAACCCUGCGCCUGUCAUACCUGUCGUCACACCUGCAAAGAGGACUGUGCACUUCCCCAAUGACAUCAUCUUCCAGGAUAUUGUUAGACGAGGAGAUAUGGAGCAAAUCGGUCGGUUCAUGAGGGCGAGGAAGGUUCGUGUGGAUACACUCUUCCACUCAGGUAUGGCGGCACUACACGAAGCUGUGCUAACAGGAAACCUGGAUGUGGUGAAGUUGCUGGUGAAAUACGGCGCCGAUGUUCAUCAGAGAGAUGAAGAUGGAUGGACACCACUCCACAUGGCCUGCAGUGAUGGCUACCCGGAAAUUGCCAGGUAUCUGCUGGCGAUGGGAGCCAGCACAGAAGCUGAAAAUGAAAGUGGAGAGAAGCCCGCAGACCUCAUCGACCCGGACUGCAAAGAACUGCUCAAACUGUUUGAGACAGGCUGCGUGUGAUACUUGGAAAAGACAGAAAACGACAUAUUUAACAGUGUACGGUGCCAAACAAUCCUGUAAAGCGAGAUGGUGAUUCUGUUUGCACAAAUUGCUCUGAGAUUAUUAUUAUUUUUUAAUUGUAGCCUUAAAGCAAUACUGUAUGUCUCUUCAUGGUUGAUUUUAUUUGACUUUAUUUUGUGCAUUUGUGUUUUUAUCAUAGUGCCAGUGUCUAUGCUGCAAAUGUUAAUCCAUGAAUAUCCCCCUUGCUUCACUCUCAGUUGAAUCGAAAUGUCACCUUUACUUGUCGUGUAUGAUCCAUUUCUGAAGAACAUCAGAUUCUUUUCUAUUCUCAUGAGCGUUUCGGUUUAAGUAUUUUUACUCUUGUUCGUGUAAAGCAGUCUGGUUGCACUCUGCAGACUCUAUGAUUGUACUGUAUUUACCACACCGAAUUUGGGCUGAGAUGUUUGUGUUUUAUAGAGAGAGUUAUGAAUCCUCCCUGCUGGGCAGAAAGAGGAUCAUCCAGAUUAAUAAUUGAUACUUCGCUGAUGGUCAGAAAUCAGAAAACAUCAAGCUUAUGCUGUGCAAGCACUACUACUGCUGCAGUAUUUCCUCUCAUGUAUUGCUGUUGUUUUCUGUAGAAGAAAUGCGAACGUCAUCGAUGAAAGUCUUAUAAUUUUCUCUUCUAGAAUUAUUUUUGUACCUUUUCAUAAAUAAAGAGACUUUU
Larimichthys crocea (large yellow croaker) is the source of this 1745-nucleotide messenger RNA. RefSeq names its product protein phosphatase 1, regulatory subunit 27a (gene ppp1r27a). The record is from RefSeq and is a predicted model, not a curated record. NCBI's taxonomy places the organism in Eukaryota, Metazoa, Chordata, Actinopteri, Sciaenidae. Gene Ontology annotation, molecular function: phosphatase binding. The transcript has 3 exons. The coding region runs from base 332 to 1042 and encodes 236 amino acids.